AUGUCUAGAUCAACACCAUCGACAAACCAGAUACAGCAGUACAGGAACAGACAGAAUAAGCUUGGAAAGCUACUGAACAGUCAUGUAUCGAGGCUUUGCAUUUCACCGGUGCAAACGAUUAUGAUUUCGCUUAUAUUCAUUGGGAUUGUAUUUCUGCUCCACAUACUUGCAAAGUUUGUACCAGCAUCGUCACUACCUCAGGCAGCGGUUGCAUUGCUUAUUGUUUUGCUUUCUGUAGGAUUUUCAUUUUUGUCAAGUAAAUAG
Messenger RNA from Ordospora pajunii, 264 nucleotides. RefSeq lists its product as uncharacterized. The record is from RefSeq and is a predicted model, not a curated record. NCBI's taxonomy places the organism in Eukaryota, Fungi, Microsporidia, Ordosporidae. The coding region runs from base 1 to 264 and encodes 87 amino acids. The transcript has a single exon.